Molecule: messenger RNA, 1128 nt
Organism: Panonychus citri (citrus red mite)
Lineage: Eukaryota; Metazoa; Arthropoda; Arachnida; Trombidiformes; Tetranychidae
Exons: 2
Coding region: 243-917 (224 amino acids)
Source: RefSeq, a predicted model, not a curated record
UUAUGUUUAAUUGUGAUUCAAUUUUCUCUUCAUUUGGAUUAAUUUAUUUAUCGAAAGAAAAGAUUAGAUAAGAACGAAAAGUCCCUCCACCUGUGGAUCGUUUUGGUAACUAUUUGAAAAGAAUAGAAAAAAGUUGAGUGUCUUCACAAACUCAAUGUAAUCAACUGCAAGACGCCACCGAGUUUGUAAAACCCUAUCUGGAAAACGCCUGGAAACUGAUCCAGGAAGCCAGGGCGGCAAAAAUGGAAGCAAAAACAAGUUACUCAAAAAAUAAAAAGGUAAAAAGUGGAACUAAAAGGACAAAUGAAAAUGAGAGCGAAGAUCUCACUUCAAGUCAACCAGAGGAACAACCAACAUCAGCUGGUAAGAAGCGACGACGGGACCUGGAAUGUUUAUCACUAUCAGUUAGUGAUAGUGAUUUGGAAGAUUAUGGAAAUUCGGAAGAUGAAUGUAAUGUUGAUGAGGAUUACCCAUUCAUUGUGGACGAAGAAACGGAGAGUCCAGAUGAGAUUCUGCUGAGCAGUGCAAGCAGCACUCUUUCAAGUGUUUGUAUCAGCGAAGAUGAGGUUGAAUGUGUCUUGGCAGAGAAAAGAGAGGAUAAAAAGAGGGAAAAGAAAGACACAAAAAGGAAAAGACAAAAUGGCCGUGACAAAGUUUUCUCUGACCACAAGGAUAAUAACAGAAAUGGUAAAAAGUUGAUACAUCUUGACUCCGACAGUGAUGAUGAGGUGACUGACGAUGGCAGUGAGGCUCAUGUUGUCUGCUUCAUUUGUGGUAAAUAUAAUACAAAGAAAAAAUUUUAUCUAUGGAUCUCAUGUACACUCUGUAAAAAUUGGUUCCACAAAGACUGUACUGAUUUAUGGAGGAAAAAAAUCAAAGACAUCGAGAGAGACAAUUUCGUUUGCAGAUAUCACUGAACAACAAUUCCAUCAAAUUUAUCAUCAUCAUUCUCAAGUGCCCAUUAACCUGAUAAGUACAUUAGACAAAUGAUCAAAAUUCUUACAGACAAAACAAAUUACAAGCACAUAAAAUUAUUCUACUUAAUUAUUUAUUAAUUAUUAUCCCCUAAAUUGGAAAAGAUAAAUUUUAUCAAAAAUAAAGAAAAAGUGCUUUCAAAUCAAUUCAAAA